Cuscuta campestris is the source of this 2247-nucleotide messenger RNA. NCBI's taxonomy places the organism in Eukaryota, Viridiplantae, Streptophyta, Magnoliopsida, Solanales, Convolvulaceae. The record is from the annotation of a GenBank genome assembly.
CAGGUACUUGUCUGUUUUAAAACCUUGACCCUGCCGGUUGGAAACCCUCCAUUAAAAUUUAAAACCCUUUUGUCCCCUGAUCCAAAAUCCCCUCUCAAUCACAAACCCAAAAGAAAAAUGGAAAAGGCUGGAAGACACUGCAGUUCAGAUCACAUAGCACAGCAGCAGCCAGCUGAGCGGUCAAACAGUUCUUUCCCACCUUGGAAGAAAAUGCUUAGAUCCCUAUCAAUGAAUAGGCCCAACCACAGGGUUGCUGAAGAAAUCUCCUCUUCCUCCUCCGCCCAACCCUGCAGCCAUGAUCAUCAUCACCACUCCCAGGUACGCCUUGCCAUUUACAUAGCCAUGGCUCACGCGGGCCUCGCUCUCGCGGCCUUCAUCGCCUACGGAGUCUUCAAGUUGCUUGAGGAAUACAUGAGGCCCAUCCUGUGGGCCGGCCUCUGUUCAAUCCCCCUCCGGGGGAUUCAACACGCCCUCGUUGGGUUUUGGUCCGAGCCCCUCUCCUUGGGGCUCACCGAGACCUUUCUAGCCAUCCCCGUCGCGCUCUUCAAGAUCUUUGUCGGAACCGUUGUCGAGAUCAAGGAGGCGGGUCUCGAGAUUGUCCUGAGGAUCAUGGGGAGGCCGUUCGCGUCUCCACGCUCGGGGGCGGUAAGGAGAUACCGCCGCCGUAGAAGCGGGUUCUUCGUGCUGCUGAGAUGGCUCGUGUCGCUCUGGGUCUUCGUGAUGACUUACGAGCACGUCGGGAGGAUCGCGUCCCUCGCGCUCCUCGCGUUCGGGCUCACGUUCUCCGCCUCAGGCGUGGAGUCGAGCAUGAGGAGGGUUAGCUCCUUCAGGAGCAAGAGCUUUCGCCGCUCCCCGGUUUCCUCCGUCUUCACCAAGGCCAUACUGAAGAGGCUGAAGAUCAUCGUGGCGAUCGGGUUGAUCGCCGCGAUGACCGUGGGCUCUCUCGCGGGCACCGUCUUCUUCUCCUACAAGAUUGGGAUGGAAGGGAAAGACGCGGUCCUCCGACUCCAGUCGCACGUCGUGGACAACAACUACGCGGAGAGGUUCGGCAUUCGGGAGUGGAUGGAUGAGAAGGAUCUGGCCGCAAUGGCGGAUAGGUACACCCUCCAGAUGUAUCAGGCCGCUUUCGAGCAUAUGGACAAGUACGCAAUGCACUACAACUUGAGCGAGUUUGUUGUGGGUAUGAAGCACUUGGUGAUGGCACUGCUGGCUAACUCCUCGUCCUCCGGCGGCCCCGACUCAUCAACUCCUAAUAAUAUUAUGGCCUCCCCGCCGCCGCCGCACCACGACAGGAUCUUGAGCCUCAAGAAGCGGAUCAUCGCCGGGCAAUGGGGGAAAUUUUACGUGGAGACGGACGCCAUUUUCAAGGAGAUGGUGAGAGUUGGUCGGGACGGCUUGGCGGGGAGGGCGAAAGGCGCGAUGAGGCGAGCCUUGUUCAACGGGGCGUCCUUCCUCGGGGGGGCCGCAAAGGUCGCGUUCCUCGUGGGGAGCUCGAUACUCUCGGGAGCGGCGGGCGUGUUCAACUUUGUGUCCCAGGCAACGGUGUUCUUGUGGGUGUUGUACUGCCUCGUCACGUCCGAGUCGGGGGGUGUGACGGAGCAGGCAAUGCGCAUGCUACCCGUCCCGCCCUCGGCGCGGGACAGGUGCGUGGAGGUGCUGGACAAGGCCAUCUCGGGCGUGCUUCUGGCCACGGCCGAGAUAGCCUUCUUCCAGGGGUGCCUCACCUGGCUGCUCUUCGACCUCUUCUCCAUACACUUCUUGUACGCAUCGACCGUUCUGGCCUUCGCCAGCCCGUUGUUCCCGAUCUUCCCCUCGUGGCUCUCGACCGUCCCCGCGGCGUUGCAGCUGGUGUUGGAGGGGAGGUACGUUUUGGGCGUGGCAUUGGCGAUCAUCCAUCUUUUGCUCAUGGAAUAUGGGACUGCUGAAAUCCAAGAAUAUGUUCCUGGCUACUCUGCUUAUCUCACUGGUCUCAGCAUUAUUGGGGGAAUGGCAUUGCUCCCAUCACCCGUGGAGGGAGCAGUGGUAGGACCAUUGUUAACAACAAUUGUGAUUGGGCUAAAGGACUUGUACGUGGAGUUUGUUCUGGAGGGAUGGAAAGAUUACUCUUCCACGGAUUCUGAUUCUACCUCAUCACCUCCACCAAUUAAACUUGGGAGAAGUAAAUAACAUCACCUUAUUUAAUUUCAAUUAGGUGCACUCAUGCUUUGUACAGACAAAUGCGCACCAUAAUCAAACCAAAUGACAUGU